This is a messenger RNA of Anopheles darlingi, 1427 nucleotides long. It is a transcript of the gene Snup, whose product is annotated as snurportin-1. Gene Ontology annotation, cellular component: cytoplasm; nucleus. The transcript has 2 exons. NCBI's taxonomy places the organism in Eukaryota, Metazoa, Arthropoda, Insecta, Diptera, Culicidae. The coding region runs from base 80 to 1213 and encodes 377 amino acids. Gene Ontology annotation, biological process: snRNA import into nucleus. The record is from RefSeq and is a predicted model, not a curated record.
AAUUUUUAAAGUUUUCCAGUUCCAGUUCUUUUAAUGUCUCUCUAAAACUGUCUAGAAACCCUAUCUAAAAACAAGAAAAAUGUCCUCGGAAGUGUUCAAAAAUCAAUACAAAAACCAGGGUCGAAACGAGGCGGUACUGCAACAGGAAAGGCGCGAACGUUUGCUGGAAGAACAGCGGAACGCCCGGCAACAUGAGUUCGAUUCUGGCCGGUGCGGUUUGCUCGAAGAAAUUGAAAACCAUGCCCCCGAUGAUCCGGGAGAUGCUGAGACGGAAAUUAUGGAAUGCCAGUCGGGAAACCAGCCAAAUGCAAGCCAGCGUCGACGCCGGAUGUCCUGUCGAUCGAAGCUGUACGCUAAAAAGUUACAACUUUCCGAGUGGAUGUACGAGCGACCGGAAGAUCUCGAGAACUGGUACAUCGUGCGGUGUCCGGUUGGGCAACGGUGUCUCUUGGUGAUCCGGAACAAGCUGGCCGUUGCGUACGACAAACGAGGCCAAUCGAUCGCCACCGUCCGUACCAACAUACACGUUCAGCACAUGCGAGGCACGAUCGUCCUGGAUUGUGUGCUUGCUCCGAACCAUAUCUUUUACAUUCUCGAUGUGCUCGUUUACCAGCAGCUGGAGUUGGUGCAGUGCGAGUGUCAGUUUCGGUUCUCCUGGAUUGCCAACAAAUUCGUCGAAGAUGAGCUGAACGAACGAUUCAACGCCAAAAGUACCCUCAAGAAGAACCGGCUCGAGCUGAAGCUUCUGCGGCACUACGAUUGUGCGCCACUGGACAAUCUGGCCGUGUGCCUGUCCCACUAUCCGCCGUUCGACGACGAUGGUACACGGUUGGAUGGGUUUCUGUUUUACCACAAAGAAUCUCACUACGUCUACGGAAAAACCCCUCUAGUCACGUGGCUGUUCCCGUUCAUGCUUUCCGAUGUGCUGCAACUGCCGGUCGGUUUGGUACACCAAGGGUACGAUGAGCAAAAACCCGCCACUUACGAUGGAAACUACUCGCAGUACAUAGCCGAGUUUGAGAAACAGAGGAAGUUUCAGCGUAAAAAGAAACAGCACAAGCAAAGAAAACCCGAGGAUACGAUGGACACGACGAACGUUAGCGUAGAACUCGACCCUAACGAUGAUGCUUUAUGGGAGGCAAUGGAAAUGGCACCACUCGAUUCCGACGAUGAGGAUCUGCAUUCGUCCAAUUUGCCAGAGCUUGCGGACUAAUAUACAUGUCCACUCGCUAACAGUGACCAAUGAAUUAACGAUUAUUGAAAUGGACGUAGGUCUACGAACCUGAACCGUUUGUUAUCCGUCCCUUACGUGAACCGAGUUUUUUAUGUUUUUUUUUUUCAAUAAAUUAUAAAAACCGUUUAAAAACACACAAACCAAGUAUGAUUGCUUCCCGGAUUCAAACAAAUGAACUAACGUUUUGUUCGCA